Messenger RNA from Paramecium sonneborni, 1126 nucleotides. The record is from the annotation of a GenBank genome assembly. Lineage: Eukaryota; Ciliophora; Oligohymenophorea; Peniculida; Parameciidae.
AUGAGUAAAAAUAAUAAGUAAAUUUAUUUAUUAUUCUAGUCAUACUUUGAAUUAUGGAAUAUCAUAAGUAAUUGAUUCAACAAAAUAAUCAACUUAUAAGGUGGUUGCCAAUGAAUAAUCAAGUUUUCAAUUAAAUCUUACUGAUAUUCACAAAGGAACUGCAAGAAAGAGUAGUAAAUCAUGUAGAGAUAAUUUAAGUUACGCUCCUCAUCAAAACAAAUUCUAUGGUUAUUGUUAAUUUCCAAAUUAAAAGUUGAAUAAUAAAAAACUAAAUGAAAGCCGAAUGGCUACGUUACAAUAAUAAUCUACCAUUUCAGUUGAAAAAGUUUAAACUUCAAGUCCUAAACUUAAAUCAGGGUCUAUAAUGAAUGGCAAAUAAUUAAAAGUUAAAAAUAGUGAAUUCCUAUUCUAAGAUAAUCCUUAUCACUUAAGUGGCAACAUAUAAGAUGUUAUAUAGAAUUAUGAAAAAAGCACUAUUCAAUCAUUUGUUUACAGAAAAGGUAGUUCCUCUGUAAAUAGAAAUAAAUCUUAAUCUAAACAAAAACAAGAGAGGUUUGUAUGCAAGUACAUCAAUCACAGAUAAAUUCAUUCCCCUCCAAUAAAAUUUAUUAAUCAAUUUAUUAUAAAUUUAGAUCAAUAGAAAUUAUAAAAUGAAUAAAGCAACUAAACAGAAAAUCUUAAAGUUACUCUUGGAACUGAUAGAGGAAGAUUAACUAUUUAAAAUGAUAUUAAUGAUGAAAAAUAGAGUAGGUCUUUAUCCAAGUCUUUAUAUUAAACUUUAGAUCUCUCUUUAUAAACAGACAAGUUAUAAACAAUGUUGAUAAAAUCUUUGAAUACAGAUAUUAAUUCGAGAACUAUUUUAUGUGAUUAAAAUAAUCAUAGGGUUAGUGAAGCUUGUUCAUCUUUUAUUCUCUAAUCCAAUUUUUCAAUGAACUAAUAAAAAUCACUAAUUACUACUAAGAACUAAUUAGAAAAUUCCUCAAGGCUAGAAAAAGAAUUAGAAUUAUAUCCUCAAAUCUAAUAAUCAUAAGAAAAGAAGAAAACUAAAUUAUAUAAAACUAAAAUAUAUACUGAAUUAGAAUUAUCAAAAAGAGAGAAAGAUUUUAAUACAAAUUAUCUUAUUUGA